AUGUUGGAAUUGAGACAUGAUAAUGAUCAGAGCACUCUGAGAAUGAAUGGCAGGAAACUACUAGAGCUCAGGGAUAUCAAAUGUCAAUUAGAUGUUAUGAAAAAUACGAGUGGUUCCGCUUUAUUCGAAAUAGGAAACACAAAAGUAGUAGCGUUUCUAUAAGCUCAAACUCUUGGAGUGAACUAAUUAAAUAGGGGCAUAUUGAAUGUUAAUUUCUUCGUGACUAAUUUUAGUGCUAUUGAGCAUAGAGCUGAUAUCAAGAAAGACAUCAAAAUGAAGGAGUUUACAAGAAUGAUAAAAUCGGUGUUUGAAUAAGUAAUUUUACUCGAUCUAUACCCGAGAUCUCAGCUUGAUUUGCAAGUAUUCGUGCUCGAGGCUGAUGGAGGAUAUCGUUCUGCAGCUUUUAAUGCUGUUUCACUAGCUUUAAUGGAUGGAGGCAUAGCAAUGAAGGAUUUUGUUGUUGCUACUACUGCUGGUUUAUUGGGGAAUGUUGGUGUUAUCGAUCUUAUUUAUUAAGAAGAGAAGAAACAGAAUUGUGAAUUUGUUUUGGUUCAUCUUUAGAAAGCCUAGAAAAUAGCAUAUGUUAAUCUAAAUUGCAAUAAAAUAAGACUCAGUGACUUCGAAAAACUUAUGAGCAUUAGUGUUGAUUCUUGUGAUAAAAUUGCCAACGAGAUGAAAACUGCAAUUAGAGCUAAACUUGUCAAGAAUAUCAAUAGUUUUUAUUUUAAGUGA
Stylonychia lemnae is the source of this 732-nucleotide messenger RNA. The record is from the annotation of a GenBank genome assembly. Lineage: Eukaryota; Ciliophora; Spirotrichea; Sporadotrichida; Oxytrichidae.